GUGUGUGUGUGUGUGUGUGUGUGUGUGUGUGUGUGUGUGUGUGUGUGUGUGUGUCUUUUGUCAUAAUGAACAGGAGAGGAGAAAUCCUGUAUUGGCUUUCAGCAAUGCCAGAAACAUUUCAACUCUCAAUGUCUCGUCAGAUGUAUGCGCGAUAACUCACCGCUCUGCAGAGGAGGCGGGCCCAGUUACGCUAACAAGUGUUUCGGGGUGUCUGGGAGGCAGAAAUGCCCUUUUAUAAAGUUCGAGGACGCUCUUAGGAGAGGCCACUUCAGACUUUUACGCACCGAGAGUCUAUGGAUGGAAACGGGGCUGAGACGGCAUCGAUAGCAGCCAACAUGAGCAAUGGAUCCAUUGACCCGAGGUGUGAGGGGGGCGCUCCCUUCGCCUUCGAAGUCAUCCGCAAGUUUGGUGUUUUUGACUAUGUCCUGUACGGCAUCCUGACCUUCAUGGCAAUAAUUUCUGCGCUGGUCUUCUUAGAGGAGUGUAUCUACAUCUAUAGGAAAGUACCCGCCAAUAAAAAGAGUGUCAUCAUCUGGGUGAAUGGGGCAGCACCGAUGAUUGGCACCAUGUCAUGUCUGGGGAUGUGGAUCCCCAGAGCUACCAUGUUUACUGAUAUGUUCUCUGGCUGUUACUUUGCCACGGUGGUGUUUAAGUUCCUGAUCUUGAUGCUGGAAGAGGUGGGUGGCGACGAGGCGUUUCUGAGGCGUGCAGGGAAACAUAAACUGAGGAUCAGCACGGGGCCUUGUUGCUGCUGCUGUCGCUGCCUGCCACAUGUGGCCAUCACACGACGCUCUCUCUUCCUGCUCAAACUUGGCUCCUUCCAGUUCGCUGUCCUGAAGACUGCCUUCACCAUCCUUUCCAUUGUUCUCUGGAACAACGGAAAUUUUGACAUAAAAGGCAUGGGCAUUACAGAACCUGGAAUAUGGAUCAACUGUUUUGUGGGCGUCUUGACAAUCACAGCUCUGUGGCCUGUUUCGAUCAUGUUCAUACACCUGAAGACUGCCCUGCAAACGAUAAAGAUUGUCCCUAAAUACGCUAUGUACCAGCUGGUCCUGAUCCUGAGCCAGCUGCAGUCAGCUAUUAUCAACAUCUUGUCUACAAAGGGAACCAUUGCCUGCUCUCCACCUUUCCCUGCUGCAGUCAGAGGAUACAUGAUGAGUCAGCAGCUGAUGAUCAUGGAGAUGUUCAUCAUCACGAUGGUAACACGGCUGCUGUAUCGGCGACAAUACGAUCCUUUACCUGAAGAACAGGACGCCAAUGAAAACACAAGAAUGACUGCCAUAUCAGAGUCUCCAUGAGAACUAAUUGUGUGUGUGUGUGUGUGUGUGUGUGUGUGUGUGUGUGUGUGUGUGUGUGUGUGUGUGUGUGUGUGUGUGUGUGUGUGUGUGUGUGUGCCAUUCAUAUUUUCCUUCAGGUAUUUGAUUAAGACGUUGCAUAUUUUGAAAAGAAUAAAUAUGAAUUAUAUGUAAA
Messenger RNA from Archocentrus centrarchus (flier cichlid), 1470 nucleotides. Its product is annotated as organic solute transporter subunit alpha-like. The record is from RefSeq and is a predicted model, not a curated record. NCBI's taxonomy places the organism in Eukaryota, Metazoa, Chordata, Actinopteri, Cichliformes, Cichlidae. The transcript has 9 exons. The coding region runs from base 294 to 1298 and encodes 334 amino acids.